CUACUGAAAGCGAAACUCAACUAGUUUAUCUUGUAGGAGAAAGAAAAAAAAAAGAAAAACAAGAAGAAAGAACACGAGUUCUCUUUUGUACCGUCGCAUCUCACAUUUUCGUUCCCAAAAUCCAUUGCGGUCUUUUCACAAACACCUUGUGUGCGCUUCACGACGGACGCAACCUCAAUCAAAUUCAAAGAGAUUCUGAUGACUCCUGAUUCUGAUCGUUGUUGUUGUUGAGGAUUGGUUUUGACCACGAUCAUCACCAACCAACCAACCAACGUUUGCCUGCAAUUUCUGGGUUCUUGAGCUGAGCUAGGAUUUUAUGGUCGAUAAUAAUAAGGACGAGUAUGCUCUCUUACCACGUGAUGAUGGAGCAUGGUUAACACUAUUCGCCUUUUAAGAUUUUCCUGCUCCUAAGUGUAAGAGGAGCAACCACCACACAUCGAUUUUUUGAUUCGGAACAUCUUCUGCGAUGGCUUCCCUUCAGCUGUUGAAACUAACUCAGCAUGGCCAGAGCUUUCUGGCUUCAAGGAGGAAAGCUUUACUACUUGCAUCUGGUAUCUUAGUUGCUGGUGGAACAGCUGCAUAUAUGCAAUCAAGGUUUAGAGCCAAUAAACAUGAUUUAUUUGGCCAAUGCAAUGGCCAACAUAGUGAUAAAGAAGUCACAGAGGACGAGGUUAUGAAAGAAACUACUCCGCCAAAAAAUAAACAAAAGAAAGGGGGAGCGAAGUCACUUCAAGUCCUUGCUGCAAUUCUUCUUUCUGAGAUGGGAAAAUUAGGUGCAAGGGAUCUUUUAGCUUUAAUUGGCAUAGUGGUGCUGCGAACUGCUUUGAGCAACCGGCUUGCUAAAGUGCAAGGCUUCCUAUUUCGUGCUGCUUUUCUUCGACGUGUACCAUUGUUUUUCCGGUUAAUUUCAGAAAAUAUUCUUUUGUGCUUCCUCUUAUCAACCAUUCAUUCUACAUCAAAGUUCAUAACAGGAACUUUGAGUCUGCAUUUCAGAAAAAUAUUGACAAAGCUUAUCCAUUCCCACUAUUUUGAGAACAUGGUAUACUACAAAAUAUCACAUGUGGAUGGUCGUAUUACUAACCCAGAGCAAAGACUUGCCAGUGAUGUGCCGAAGUUCUGUUCGGAAUUAAGUGAAAUUGUACAGGAUGAUCUAACAGCAGUGACUGAUGGAAUUCUAUAUACAUGGCGGCUGUGUUCUUAUGCUAGCCCAAAAUAUGUCUUCUGGAUAUUGGCCUAUGUACUCGGAGCUGGGACUGCGAUCAGAAACUUCUCUCCUUCGUUUGGCAAACUUAUGUCCAGAGAGCAGCAACUGGAAGGAGAGUAUCGACAGCUUCAGUCACGAUUAAGGACUCACUCAGAAAGUAUAGCAUUUUAUGGUGGAGAGAGGAGAGAAGAAUCUCAUAUUCAAGAGAAAUUUAAGGCAUUGGUUAGGCACAUGAAUAGAGUGCAACAUGACCAUUGGUGGUUUGGCAUGAUUCAGGACUUUUUAUUGAAGUACCUUGGUGCAACUGUUGCUGUUAUUUUGAUCAUUGAACCGUUCUUUUCUGGACAUUUAAGGCCCGACAGUUCAACUUUAGGGCGUGCAGAGAUGUUAAGCAAUCUAAGAUAUCAUACCAGUGUUAUAAUUUCCUUAUUUCAGUCUCUGGGAACUCUUUCUAUCAGUGCAAGACGGCUCAAUCGUCUCAGUGGGUAUGCUGAUCGUAUUUAUGAGUUAAUGUCUGUAUCAAGGGAGCUACACUUGGUGGAUGAGAAAUCUUCACUGCAAAGACAAGGGAGUAGAAAUUGCAUAAGUGAAGCUAACUACAUUGAAUUUUCUGGUGUCAAGGUUGUGACCCCCACUGGUAACGUCUUGGUGGAUGAUCUGACCCUCAGGGUUGAGCCAGGAUCCAAUCUUUUGAUUACAGGUCCAAAUGGCAGUGGAAAGAGCUCUCUUUUCAGGGUUUUAGGCGGUCUUUGGCCAAUGAUAUCUGGACAUAUCGUGAAACCUGGCAUUGGUUCUGAUCUUAAUAAGGAAAUUUUCUAUGUGCCACAACGACCAUACACAGCUGUAGGAACACUUCGUGAUCAGCUAAUUUAUCCUCUUACUGCAGAUCAAGAGGUUGAACCACUCUCAGAUUGGGGGAUGGUGGAGCUAUUGAAAAAUGUUGACCUUGAAUACUUGUUGGAUCGUUACCCGGCUGAAAAAGAGGUAAACUGGGGUGAUGAACUUUCAUUGGGCGAGCAACAGAGACUGGGCAUGGCUAGACUUUUCUACCAUAAGCCUAAAUUUGCAAUUCUUGAUGAGUGCACAAGUGCUGUCACUACGGAUAUGGAAGAACGAUUUUGUGCUAAAGUUCGAGCUAUGGGAACAUCAUGCAUUACCAUAUCACAUCGUCCAGCGUUGGUUGCCUUCCAUGAUGUGGUUUUGUCCUUGGAUGGUGAAGGUGGAUGGAGUGUACAUUAUAGAAGGGAGGACUCUUCUACUGAAAUGGGGAUUGAUACAAUGAAGGAAACAGAAACCAAACGACAGAGUGAUGCAAAAACUGUUCAACGAGCAUUUGCCAUGAUCAAUAAGGAUUCUGCAUUCUCAAGUUCAAAGGCACCGUCGUAUAUUGCAGAGGUGAUAUCUUCAUCUCCAUCUAUGAGUCAUACAAUAUCACCAUCUGCUGUUCCCCAACUCCGUGGUAAUACUAGGGCAUUACCGCUGAGAGUAGCUGCCAUGUGUAAAGUAUUGGUACCCACUGUACUUGAUAAACAAGGUGCACGACUAUUUGCUGUUGCUAUUCUUGUUGUUUCUAGAACAUGGGUCUCAGAUCGUAUUGCAUCGCUGAAUGGUACUACUGUGAAGUUUGUUUUAGAGCAGGAUAAAGCUUCCUUUAUUCGGUUAAUUGGUUUAAGUAUUCUUCAAAGUGGUGCAUCUUCUUUCAUUGCACCUUCUAUAAGACACUUGACAGCCAAGCUGGCCCUAGGGUGGCGGAUUCGUUUGACACAACAUCUACUCAAUAACUACUUGAGACACAAUGCAUUCUACAAGGUCUUCCACAUGGCAAGCAAAAAUAUUGAUGCAGAUCAGAGGAUAACUCAAGAUUUGGAGAAGUUAACAGCAGACUUGUCUGGAUUGGUUACUGGAUUAGUAAAGCCAUCUGUGGAUAUUUUAUGGUUCACAUGGAGAAUGAAGCUUUUAACUGGUCAGAGAGGAGUUGCUAUACUCUAUGCUUACAUGUUACUUGGCCUGGGAUUUUUAAGAACUGUUACGCCGAAUUUUGGUGAUUUGAUUAGCCAAGAACAACAGCUUGAAGGAACCUUUAGGUUUAUGCAUGAAAGACUUUGUGCUCAUGCUGAAUCUGUUGCUUUCUUUGGAGGUGGUGCUCGAGAAAAAGCUAUGGUUGAAUCAAGGUUCAGAGAGCUUCUGACCCAUUCCAAGUACCUUCUAAAAAAGAAGUGGUUGUUUGGUAUACUCGACGAUUUUAUCACUAAGCAACUCCCUCAUAAUGUGACUUGGUUGCUUAGCUUGUUGUAUGCUAUGGAACAUAAGGGAGACCGUGCCUCAAUAAGUACUCAGGGUGAGCUGGCACAUGCAUUGAGGUUCUUAGCAUCUGUUGUUUCUCAAAGCUUUUUAGCUUUUGGUGACAUUCUUGAGUUGAAUAGGAAGCUUGUAGAGCUUUCGGGUGGCAUUAAUCGUAUUUUUGAACUUGAAGAGUUCCUGGAUGCAGCACAAUCUGAGAACUUAAUCAACGGUGGUGCUGUACAUCCAGUGAGGGACAAUCAUUCUAAAGAUGUUAUUUCAUUUUCUAAGGUUGAUAUUGUAACUCCUACCCAGAAGAUGUUGGCCAGAGAGUUGACUUGUGAUGUUGAGCUUGGGGGAAGCCUGCUUGUUACUGGUCCAAAUGGAAGUGGAAAAAGUUCAAUUUUCAGGGUUCUUAGAGGACUCUGGCCCAUUGCUUCUGGAAGACUCUACCGACCAUCUGAAGAUAUGGAUCAAGAGGCUGGAUCAGGUUGUGGCAUCUUCUAUGUUCCUCAGCGGCCAUAUACAUGCUUGGGAACCCUGCGGGAUCAAAUUAUAUAUCCCCUGUCCCGUGAGGAAGCAGAGUUUAAAGCAUUGAAGUUGUACGGAAAAGGUGAAAAACAUCCUGUUACUGGAAAUUUGUUGGACAUGCAUUUGGAAGUUAUCCUAGCGAAUGUUCGGUUGAAUUAUCUUCUAGAAAGAGACGCAAGUGGCUGGGAUGCAAAGCUAAAUUGGGAAGACAUUCUAUCACUUGGAGAACAACAGAGGCUAGGCAUGGCGCGCUUGUUCUUCCAUAAGCCUAAAGUUGGUAUCCUCGACGAGUGUACCAAUGCAACUAGUGUGGAUGUUGAAGAGCACCUAUAUGGACUUGCGAAGCAAAUGGGAAUCACAUUUGUUACUUCGUCACAACGUCCUGCACUAAUACCAUUCCAUUCCACGGAGUUACGGCUGAUCGAUGGCGAGGGUAAUUGGGAACUUCGUCAGAUCAAGCAAUGAUUUUCGUAAGGUAGAACUGCCAGCAGACUCCCAUUUGUUACUAUAUGAGAUAUGAGAUGUGCCGAGCCGUGAAGAUAUUGUAGCAGAUUGCAAAGUUGAAAUUAGGGUUGCCAAUGAUGGUAUUCCUAUUAUCUUUCAUUUUGGGUUUUACCAUAUUCCCCAAGCUUCAAUUACUGCUCCAUAGACUUCUGGGGACAAACAAACCGAAACAGCAUAACGGCCAAAAUAGUUGGUAGUGAGUUAGAACAUCUUUGUCACGAUCUUGGCAGUGUAUGAAGAUCAAUCAUGUACAGGUCAUUUUUUAGGUGGUUAAUAUUCAUUCAUAUUUAUAACCAUUGAAUGUAAUAAAACGGCUUGAAUCAAGAGUUGUUCCUGGAGAUAUUAUCUUCGCCUGAACUAUUCCAUCGUCCAUGUAUUUUUGUAAGCUUGAGUUUCUUUCUUUA
Lotus japonicus is the source of this 4923-nucleotide messenger RNA. RefSeq names its product ABC transporter D family member 1. Gene Ontology annotation, molecular function: ABC-type transporter activity; long-chain fatty acid transmembrane transporter activity; ATP hydrolysis activity. Lineage: Eukaryota; Viridiplantae; Streptophyta; Magnoliopsida; Fabales; Fabaceae. The transcript has 27 exons. Gene Ontology annotation, biological process: long-chain fatty acid import into peroxisome; peroxisome organization; very long-chain fatty acid catabolic process. The record is from RefSeq and is a predicted model, not a curated record. Gene Ontology annotation, cellular component: peroxisomal membrane. The coding region runs from base 467 to 4480 and encodes 1337 amino acids.